Molecule: messenger RNA, 612 nt
Organism: Aegilops tauschii subsp. strangulata
Lineage: Eukaryota; Viridiplantae; Streptophyta; Magnoliopsida; Poales; Poaceae
Source: RefSeq, a predicted model, not a curated record
AAAACCACAUCAGAAGAGCUAGCUAGUACAGUACAAUCAUAGGCAUCCAUCAAAAUGGCUUCAAGAAUCACCGCUGUAUUCCUAGUCGGGCUGCUCCUCUCGUGCGUCGCCAUGAGCAGCGGGGCAAGAAUCCUGGGGGAGGAGACAACUCCGUCCAAAGGCGAGGAGCACCUCCCGAAGCUGCCAAUGCUGCCCAAGGUCGAGCUGCCGCCAUUCCCGGAGGGGCAUCUGCCACCUAAGCCCGAGCUGCCCAAGGUAGAGCUGCCGUCGUUCCCUGAGGUGCACCUGCCACCCAAGCCCCAGCUGCCAACAUUCCCGGAGGUGCACCUUCCAGCCAAGCCGGAGCCGCCAAAGGUGGAGCUGCCACUGAAGCCAGAGAUGCCCACCAUCCCGGAGUUCCACUUCCCGGAGCCGGAGGCUAAGCCAUGAAGACCGUCUUCACUUCUCUUCUCUUUGCUCGCGCUCCUACAUGUAUCCGUUGGUCGUGUUGUGUCUUUGUGUGAUUGUUUAGUCUGGAUUUUCGGAGUGAAUAGUAUAAAACUACCACAAUUCGUCACAUGGUUCCAAAAAACUACCGGAAAUUUGUUUGUGACUGAUAACUACCACUUUUAA